UUUUGUUUAAAAAUUGCUGGUAAAACACAAGGAAAAAGUAAUAAAGUUAGUAUAUUUUUUUAAAAAGAAAUAUUAAAUGACGUGGUGUUCGUAUUAUUAUAAAUUCUUAUAAAAUAUAUUAAAUAGUGCCAUAAUUAAUUACAUUGCUACUGGAUAUACAAAUAUUCCUCACCAAGAAUUGUUUUAUAAUGUUUAAAUGAUAAACUAAAAAAGAGAGCCUUUAAAAAAAACUACAUACUACUACGAAAAUGGAUAAAUAUAGUUUAUUACUGUUACUAUUCUUUACAACAACAGUAUGUUGGCUACCACAUAUUGCCGGCCAGCAUGAAAAUAUACCAUACGAAAAUGUUGCAAACAUUUGUGAAACAUGUGUAUGUUUAGAUACACAAGAUGUUGGCAAUAAAAAUCAAACACAUCACAUGUUAAGUUGUGUGAUGAAAGGAUUCAAGCAUAUAUUGGCAAGGUGGCCAGAAGAAUUUGGCAAAAAUAAUGGAAAAGAAAACGUAAUUGUGGCCAGUUUUUCGGGUAACACAAUCGAUAUAUUGCAACAAUUGCCUUCAACCAAUGGUACAUUGAGUUUUGCUUGUCGCCAUUGUGGUAUCAAACAUUUGCAAGUACCCACUUUUAUGGAUGUUCCAAAUAUAAUUUCAUUGGAUUUGGCUUAUAACGAAAUCACAAAUGAUGAAUUGACACCGGAUGUUUUUAGGGGACCCUAUCAUAUAACCAGUUAUGAACCGAUUGCUUUAAUUGAAUUGGAUUUAAGUCACAAUAAACUUAACUCUUUGGAUCGAAGAAUUUUUGAGCAUACGCCUAAUAUAACGAAAUUAAAUUUAAGUUGGAAUAGCUUUAAGGUUUUGGAUAAUCCAACUACUAUGGCUUUGGCUUCGGCGUCUUCGUUGGAGAACCUUGAUCUCUCUCACACCGGUAUUAAAUCUCUGGCUAAGGUUAUUUUUGAGAAACUUACUUCUUUAAAGGUAUUAAAUUUGGCUGGCAAUGAAUUUGUUCAUUUACCCGAAAAUUUCCAAUUGAUUGGGCAAAGUUUGCGCAGCUUAAAUUUAGCCGGCAAUAAAUUCAGUGAUUUUAGUGAAGGCAGUUUUUUGGGUUUAAAAGCCUUGUUGCAUCUAAAUAUUAGUGGUAUGCCAAAUUUAAAGAGCAUACAGAAUAAUACCUUUUCCCGUUUGGAGCAUUUAACUCAUUUAGACUGUUCAAACAAUCACAAGUUGGAGAGCUUUGAUUUAGAUAGCUUAAUGCAUUGUGGAAACUUGACCUAUUUGGACAUCUCAUAUUGCAGUCUAACAACUCUUAAUCUCAAUAUGGAUCUGUCAUCGGUGUCUGCAGCUAAUAAUACAAAUAUCACUUUACCAAAACCUUGGCCAUUACUCAAAACAUUUAAAACUAUUGGCAAUCUAUGGAUGUGUGAUUGUCAGCUAUUCCAAGUGCUAGAGUACGCUGGUUCACAUUAUCUUUAUGCAGAUGAACCGAUACGUUGCGAUAGUCCCUAUAUAUUUGCGGGUGCCCGUUUAUCUAAUUUAACCUUAAAACAAAUUUGUUCUUUACAAAUUCCCAAAAAAUACAAAGUUAUCGAUGAGGAGCCACCACGUUUUAGACGUAAACGUUAUAUUAUCUUAACCGUUAUUACUGCAUCAGUUGUAGUGGUGUUGGGUUUAAUUAUCGGUUUUAUAGUGGUGUGUAUACGAAGACGUUUAAAACGAGACGAUUUCGGUGUGGAACCUAUACGUUAUACCAGUGUGCGUAGUAGUAAUCUAUCAGCAUUUUCACAGGGUCAUACAAAUGGUGCCGUAAGUAAUGGAAGUGUUUGAUAAUUAUUUCAAACAUUCAGAAAUUUUUUCAUUUUGUAUAUUUAAAACAGUAAUUCAAGGCUGAUUUUAAGCAGUAAAUUAAGGUUUAAAAAUAUGUUUGUAAUUGGGUUUAAUAAAUCUAGUUUUAAGUGUAAGUUUUUUUUUUAUAUUGAUAUGAAAAAAAAAACAAUUGUGUAAGAUACAACAAAAAAAGAAUUAAACGAAUUUUUGACCAAAGAUUGUUAAUAAUAUUGUGUACGAUAACCCCGACUUUCGUUUUUUUUUUUUGUUCUAUAUUUUUAUAUUUCUGUUUUAUCUUAAUGUUUAAUUAAUAUCUGCCGUUCAAAUUAAUGAAUAUUUGCCAUUUUUUAUAAUUUUUUAUAUUGUUUUUAAUUUGUACUUAACAUUAUAUGCAGUACAUGUGUAAGUUGUAGCUUUAUUUAUUUUGAUUUGUAAAUAAAACAAAAAGUAUUUAUGUAAAUUUAAUAAAAAUAUUAUUAUAACU
Molecule: messenger RNA, 2304 nt
Organism: Lucilia sericata (common green bottle fly)
Lineage: Eukaryota; Metazoa; Arthropoda; Insecta; Diptera; Calliphoridae
Product: CD180 antigen
Exons: 5
Coding region: 249-1820 (523 amino acids)
Molecular function (GO): protein binding
Source: RefSeq, a predicted model, not a curated record